AUGACAAGAUGUAAUAAGAGUGAAAUUAAUCUUAAAAGCACUGCGUACAAUCAAGAUGGACAAAAUUAUUUUGAACAAUUAACAGCGUAUAAUUCUAUGAGUGCGCAUUUACGACGCAUUUUACUAGCAAAAUGUGUCGUCGAUGCUAGAAACAAAAAUUACAUGAAUAAACGAAAACAACUGUGCAAACAAAUCGAUUGCAAACCACGACUUAUGAAAACAGAGAUUACUAACAAUAUAAUUGAUAAAUUAGCAUAUGAUACUUUAUAUCAUCCAGCGGAUUUUUUAAGAAUGUACCAUGACUCGAAAUAUUUAUGCCAAUGUGAAGCUGAAAGAUAUUUUACCAAUUAUUAUGAUGACGUAAUUUGUCCACGAUCAAAAUUGCACGAUCAUGUAAUUUGUCCAAGUUUACCGACAUUUAAAAUAAAUAAUUCAGAGCCAUUUAUAUCAAAUUGUAAAAAUACAAAGCGACAUAAAGUAUUUAGUCCUUUAGGUGUAAAAACUAUGUUAAAAAUGCAAAAUAGAUACGAAGAAAAUUCUAUAUUUCACGGGUCCGCUUCUGAUUUUCUAUCACAAGAAAUCAAUCAUCUUUCAUCGGCAGUUAACACGACGAGAAGUUGCGACAAUUACGAAACUACUCAAGUACCCGCUAAAAUGAUCCAUAAUCAGGAAGUACAUGUAAGAAAUGAAGAAGUGAAAUAUGCGAAGUUUGUGUACGAAAUUACACGCGAAAUAAUACUCAACGAGCUCUAUACUGAUAAACAAUUGCAAGAAGUGUUUACGAAACACAUGGAAGAAAAUAAGAAAAUCCUGGAUAUGAAUACAAUGCUGUAUGAAAUUUAUCAAUUAAAGCUUGCUUUAAAUAUAUCGGAGAACCCAGAAAGUGGGAAAUUAACAGGUGUUGCUUAUACUCAGCAACAAUUGAAUGUCUCCGAAAUUCGACCACAGUCAUCAUCAGAAAUUCUAAAUGAAAACAAAGCGACGGAAAAAUUCGUACAAUAUCAAAAAAUGGACGAAAAUAGGCGUGAUUUGUUAGGCACUAGUAAUAUACCAGUCGUAUUAAUCGAUGCUAAUCCUGAAUUAAUUGUAACUACAAGAGAUGUUCUUACAUCGUUAAUAGAAGCCGAUAUUAAUCCUGAACAAGCUCGAAAGAUUUAUCGGAAACUUUCUGAUAGAAGCAAAGAUACGUCUCCACUGAGCGGACCGCAAAAAGAACAAUUAAAUGGUGAAUAUGGAACGAAAGAAAGAGAUCAAUUUGAUCAUAAUGUAGUAGAAUUGAAUGACGCAUACGAAGAAAAUGAGUAG
Messenger RNA from Habropoda laboriosa, 1305 nucleotides. RefSeq lists its product as uncharacterized. Gene Ontology annotation, biological process: microtubule cytoskeleton organization. The record is from RefSeq and is a predicted model, not a curated record. The coding region runs from base 1 to 1305 and encodes 434 amino acids. The transcript has 6 exons. Lineage: Eukaryota; Metazoa; Arthropoda; Insecta; Hymenoptera; Apidae. Gene Ontology annotation, cellular component: ciliary basal body; axoneme.